UUGGAGACCUUACACCAGAAUGAUAAGACUUUAGAAAAUGGAUUUUACUGUGACUUACCAUUUGCGCUGUUCACCGUGAUCGUAAGCCAAUUAAAAUCCGCCUGCAUGCUCCACCUAACGGCCACGGCUACAGUGAAGGUGUGCCGGAAGGAGGAUGCCAUCGCAGCCCUGACCCUGAAGAAGACCGCAAAGACAAGCCAUACACACCACACAACCGCCAAGCCAAACAUGUGUUCAUCUGCCCUGCCUGGAGCCCUGCAGCUCUGGAUCCUGGUGAUGGUGACGUCUUUGACUCGAGGUGAGGUGAUCGCCCCCUCCAGUCUGAACGCCAUCGCGGGUCUUCCCUUCUCACUGGGCUGUAACGUCACCAUGGAAACUGGCCACACGGUGAAGCAGGUGCGCUGGCUGAACCAACACAAGCAGGUGCUCCUGGCGUACAAACCGGGACAGCCUGUCACCAUCUCCUCACAGCGCGACGAUGUGACACUUACAGACUCCCGCAACAACGUCAGCAUCAUCACCAUCAAGAGGGCGGGGCCUAAGGACGAGGGAUGCUACCAGUGCAUCUUUGAUAUUUACCCCAGUGGAGGUCAGGAGGGAAAGACCUGCCUAAACAUAAUUGGCGAAGUGGGCUUGGAAGGCAACAAGACAGCAGUGAGCGGCAAGCAGGCCACCCUGUCCUGCUGGUACGGCCUGCAGGAGAGGGUGCGCCAGGUGCUGUGGAGGAAGACCGCCGAGCAGGGGGACACCACCAGCGUGGCCUCGUACGCCAAGCGAGGCCAACCCACCGUCGAGAGGCCCUUCCUGGGCCGCGUGACCCUCAGCCCCACCCUGGGGGAUAGCCAGCUGACCAUCCGGCCGGUCAAGACCGAGGAUGAGGGAUGCUACAGCUGCGAGUUCCACACCUACCCAGAAGGCACCAGGAGGGCCACGGCUUGUCUCUCUGUAUAUGUGCUGCCUAAACCGGAGGUGACCUACGUGACGUCGUCCCCCGGGGUCAUCGAGGCCAACUGCACGGCCCGGUCCCGCCCGCCCGCGGAGCUGGUGUGGAACGUGGAGGGGGACAACCGAACGCUGGGGCCACCCGUCUCCUCCUCCUACGAACAGGGAGACGGCACCACGUGGGUCACCAGCACCCUCCUCCUCCAAUCAGGCCUGCUCAACGACCUGUCCGUCAAAUGCUUGGUGCAUCACAGAGGCCUUGAAACGCCCAUGUCUGUCUCCCUGAACACAAACGUGGGACCAGCUCUGGCAAUCGUCAUCUCUGUGUCCUGUGUAGCAGCUCUGCUCCUGCUGUGCCUGUGCGUGUGUCUCUGCAAGUGUUUUCUCUGCCGCGACGAUUGAGCCUUGACCUGGAACCAAGGGGUUCUGUCCCUGAUGAGCGUCCAGCGCCCCCCAGUCCCAGCCUGACCUAGCUGCUCACCACCAUGAGCUCCAAGUCUGUUUAAAUGAAACGUGCAGCAGAAAGACAGACAGCAUUCCAGUUUGUUCCCCACCAACACCACCGUCACCAAACCCCCUUUAGAAAGCACAAUUUAGCAAUGUGGAAAUACAACGUUAAAUCCUUUUCUCCGAAAGGUAGUUUGAGGUUCUUAAUCCCAUAAAAGCUUAUUUGAAGCAUCAUUUCGCAGCAUUGUCUAUGAAGCACAUUCUUUGUAAUGGCUGCUUAGUGACAAAGAGUUAUGUUUAUUUUAUUGAAUGCAGAUUUAAUGGUGUGCAUUGGACAAAUUGAUGGGUGAAUGUGCGUCUGUGUAUGUUGUAACAGUUGAGAGAUUGAAGUAUAUACUGAAUGUUGCAGACAUCAGUGUUUGCCUUCAUUUCUGCUUUCAUUUUACUUGUUUGAACCUAAAGAUAUCUUAUGAAAUUGUUUCCAAUGAACUCUAAUGCCAUCAGUGUGUAGUAUAAAAAGGAUGGAAGAGGAUAUUGUGCCACUAACGUACCUGACUGACUGUGUAAAGUAAACUACACAUUACUUUUUACUAUUUAUUUAAAUAGUAUAACAGUGACAGUGUGAAAUAAAAUACACAUUAUGUUA
Hypomesus transpacificus is the source of this 2035-nucleotide messenger RNA. RefSeq lists its product as uncharacterized. The coding region runs from base 106 to 1344 and encodes 412 amino acids. Lineage: Eukaryota; Metazoa; Chordata; Actinopteri; Osmeriformes; Osmeridae. Gene Ontology annotation, molecular function: cell-cell adhesion mediator activity. The record is from RefSeq and is a predicted model, not a curated record. The transcript is spliced from 8 exons.